Molecule: messenger RNA, 4484 nt
Organism: Lepus europaeus (European hare)
Lineage: Eukaryota; Metazoa; Chordata; Mammalia; Lagomorpha; Leporidae
Gene: ITK
Product: IL2 inducible T cell kinase
Exons: 17
Coding region: 168-2030 (620 amino acids)
Biological process (GO): T cell receptor signaling pathway; peptidyl-tyrosine autophosphorylation; adaptive immune response
Molecular function (GO): protein binding; non-membrane spanning protein tyrosine kinase activity; ATP binding
Source: RefSeq, a predicted model, not a curated record
ACGAGGUUGGCUGAAUGUUGAUAGAAAGAUAAUGUUGGAGACAUGCUGCUGGUGCGCAGCUCUCUGAAGAUCAACCGCCUCCCCAUCGCAUUCUUUGCCUGAAGCCCUGUGCUCAGGUUGUGCUCCUCUGUGAUGCUGAAGACACCUCCCUUUGUAACAACUGAAUCAUGAACAACUUCAUUCUUCUGGAAGAACAGCUAAUCAAGAAAUCCCAACAAAAGAGGAGAACUUCUCCUUCAAACUUUAAAGUCCGCUUCUUUGUUUUAACCAAAACCAGUCUGGCCUACUUUGAGGAUCGUCAUGGGAAAAAGCGCACGUUGAAGGGCUCUAUCGAACUCUCCCGAAUCAAAUGUGUCGAGAUUGUGAAGAGUGACAUUAGCAUCCCGUGCCACUAUAAAUACCCAUUUCAGGUUGUGCAUGACAACUACCUCCUGUAUGUGUUCGCUCCAGACCGUGAGAGCCGGCAGCGCUGGGUGCUGGCCCUUAAAGAAGAAACAAGAAAUAAUAACAGCUUGGUGUCCAAGUAUCACCCUAACUUCUGGAUGGAUGGGAGGUGGAGAUGCUGUUCCCAGCUGGAGAAACUUGCGGUGGGCUGUGCCCAGUAUGAUCCAACCAAGAAUGCUUCAAAGAAGCCUCUUCCUCCUACUCCUGAGGACAACAGGCGGUCACUUCGGGAAGCUGAGGAGAACCUGGUCAUCGCCCUGUAUGACUACCAAACAGACGAUCCUCAGGAACUCACGCUGCAGCGCAACGAGGAGUACUACCUGCUGGACAGUUCUGAGAUUCACUGGUGGAGAGUUCAGGACAGGAACGGGCAUGAAGGAUAUGUACCAAGCAGUUAUCUGGUGGAAAAAUCUCCAAAUAACCUGGAAACCUAUGAAUGGUACAAUAAGAGUAUCAGCCGAGACAAAGCUGAAAAACUUCUUUUGGACACAGGCAAAGAAGGAGCCUUCAUGGUCCGGGAUUCCAGGACUCCAGGAACUUACACCGUGUCUGUUUUCACCAAGGCUGUUGUAAGUGAGAACAACCCCUGUAUAAAGCAUUAUCACAUCAAGGAAACUAACGACAACCCCAAGCGUUACUAUGUGGCUGAAAAGUAUGUGUUUGACUCCAUCCCACUCCUCAUCAACUACCAUCAACACAAUGGAGGAGGUCUGGUCACACGACUCCGAUAUCCAGUUUCUUCUUGGAGACAGAAAGCCCCAGUCACAGCAGGGUUGAGAUAUGGAAAGUGGGUGAUUGACCCCUCAGAGCUCACUUUUGUGCAGGAGAUUGGCAGUGGGCAGUUUGGGUUGGUACAUCUCGGUUACUGGCUCAACAAGGACAAGGUGGCCAUCAAAACCAUUCAGGAAGGAGCUAUGUCAGAAGAGGACUUCAUAGAGGAGGCUGAAGUCAUGAUGAAACUCUCUCACCCCAAACUGGUCCAGCUCUAUGGAGUGUGCCUGGAGCAGGCACCCAUCUGCCUGGUGUUCGAGUUCAUGGAGCACGGCUGCCUGUCAGAUUACCUGCGCACUCAGCGGGGGCUCUUUGCCGCGGAGACCCUGCUGGGCAUGUGCCUGGACGUGUGCGAGGGCAUGGCCUACCUGGAAGAGGCGUGCGUCAUCCACAGAGACCUGGCUGCCCGAAACUGUUUGGUGGGAGAAAACCAGGUCAUCAAGGUGUCGGACUUCGGGAUGACAAGGUUUGUCCUCGAUGAUCAGUACACGAGUUCCACAGGCACCAAGUUCCCAGUGAAGUGGGCCUCUCCAGAAGUCUUCUCCUUUAGUCGCUAUAGCAGCAAGUCAGACGUGUGGUCCUUUGGUGUGCUGAUGUGGGAAGUCUUCAGUGAAGGCAAAAUCCCGUAUGAAAACCGGAGCAACUCAGAGGUAGUAGAAGACAUCAGUACUGGAUUUCGGUUAUACAAGCCCCGUCUGGCCUCCUCUAACAUCUACCAGAUUAUGAAUCAUUGCUGGAAAGAGAGACCGGAAGACCGGCCACCAUUCUCCAUUCUGUUGGGUCAACUGGCUGAAAUCGCAGAAUCGGGACUUUAGCAGAGAUGCAGGCCAGGCCAAGGCUGCAGAUUCUGGAUGGAGGGAGGAAGUCCUUCUAUGGAGCAUUACGAGCUGCCACGAGCCUGGACCUCCCUCAGAAGCAGUUCUGCCUGUGGUGCCUGUCCCUGAGCUGCCACAGUUACUGCACUGAGACAGAGACUGGCAGCCAGGCCACAGGCAAGAGGGUCCGUCACCGAGCCAGGAGCUGGGCCCGAGCAGCAGCCAUGCCUCUGCCCUCCCUCUCGCCUCUUGUCUCAUGUGGUGCAUAAACCAAUCUGACAGCUCUUGGGCAGUGUUUCCUGCACUUAGCAAUAGGGAGAGAGAAUGGGGGUAGAGGCCCUAGAUUAUUCUUUAUAUUAUUAUUUUAAGCAUAGCUCUGAUGUUUGAGGAACUUUUAUUUGGUCCCACAACAGUACCCUGGGAUGUGGGUCAAGGGGAACAAGGAGCAUGAGUGUUUUCGUAGGAAAACUGUGAGCAAAUCAGGGGCAGAAAGAGUGGGCUCUGUUGCUCUAAUGCCGUCAGCCAGUUUCCUGCCACAGAGGAGCAGCUGCUUACACCAGAGGCCAGCUAUUCCGAGAGGCAGCGUCGUGCGCUUUCACAGAAUAUACAGCCACCCCUCUCCUCGAAGGGAGAGCAUGGUGCGCGCCAUUGGACUGAUAAGGGAUGGACAGUUCAGACCCUGGGGUUGGAGUGCUGGGUAUCUCAUCUCUGGGCAGGUAUGAGAAGGCAUCUGCCAGUGGGGAGCCAACUGGUACCAACCAAAAGGCCUUCGCUGGUAACCUCUCCAGCGCUUUCCUUUUGUACCAGACCACACAAGGGCCUGUGCACCUCUUCUACCCGGAAUGCUGAAGAAAUGAUUAUUUCUAAUACUGACUCCUGCUGAGGCCUUGGGCAUCGUUUUUCCCGCCUCUGCGAAUCACCUGCUCUCUACAAUCCCCAGCCUGCACCAGUGGAGGAUAGCAUUGUGCUGGUCAGUGUGGCCUUGCAGAGUAAUUGGUAGCUGUUUAAGCCCUAGGGUUUAGCAGUUUCAAGGUUGAGACUUCAAGGCUCCCGACAUUCUAGAAGAGGAAUAGGAGUCUCUUCUUGCUCAAAGCAUCUGGGUAGAGUCGUGCUAAAGUGCUCCCAGGUUGUACAAGGGUGCCUCCUGUUGAUUGAGGGCUUGAGUAGGUGAAGUGAUUGGGUACGAAGCUGCAGUAACCUGCAGAAUCUCAGCUCAUCCUGAGUUCACACCAACCUCAUGGGACAGAAUAAUUAUUCCCAUUUUACAGAAAACAAAACCAAGGCUUUAAAAAGCCAGGGCACCUGCCAACAGUGACAGAGCUAGGGAGCCUAGAGCCCAGAUUCUAGCCCACAUGUUUGACUCCAGUGCACAGUCUCUUUAGUCCUUUUCGACACUGCCUCCUAUUGAGAAGGAAAGGGAUUACAUAAGAGAUAAAUAAAGCAGAGGGGAAAAGCAGGGUGCCCAUAAGGAAGUCAGUCAAUAGACCCACCAGCAAGAAACAUUGCUCUAUGUAGCCCGCUGUGGUUAGCAGUAUGGUCCUCCAACUUGCAGUCUGGUCUCCUUUUUCCUCUUCUGUUCUUUGCCUUGCUCAUAGCUAAUGACUUUGGAGUUACUCAGUUAAUUAACCCUUUAAUUCCAACCCACUAGAGUCCUGUUGCAGGAAGCCAUCUACAGAUGAGUUUCAAAACAGCUUUAAAGUAGGUUCUCCUGCAGAGGUAUAAAGGCUUCCUUUAAUCAUCAUUCCAACCUUGAGCUGUAGUCUCCUUGGACACUUCGAGACGAGGGGUACUGCUUGAUAUGAGAGAGACUUAAUUAUACUACAGUGUUCAAAUAAGCUCUUAGAGAAAUUACCGGGUGAUGUUGCAAUCAGCUCUUCCUAAGUCACGUGAUAUUUUGACUGGCUUGAGAUUCAAAUGCCUAACUUUUAACUAUAAUUAUUGUGAAACAGGGAGGCUCCAGAUGAAAUUUUGUCAUUCAGAAGAUAAACUUAUUCAACAUACCCCAAAUCAUCACUCAUCGCUGUCUAUGUCUUACCAUUUUGUACAUUCCCUUUUGGAACAUUUAAUUAGAGUUGACUUCUGGAACAUUCAGCCUAGAAGCAAAACCUUGAUUGAUCUCUGUGGUCUGGUUUAGAAAAUUCCCCUCUGUAUAUUUUUAUCUUUUUAAAGCCCAGAUUUACUGACUAACUAAACAUGAGUGGGUCCUCCACCACCUCGUGUUCUGUCCCACAGAUUGGGCUGUUGUUUGAUUUCUUGUGCUCACAUUUUGAAAAUGGUGCCCUGUGUUCACAGCGAAUUUUAUAAUACAAGGUUUGGGCUGCAUUUUGUAGAGUUUGAAUUUUGUAUGUUGGAGACUAUGUAUUUAUAUUUGGGCCAGAUGAAUAUUUAUUUGUGUACAGUCACUGCUAACAUUACCGAUAUCUCUUGCCCUUUGUAGAGCACACAAAAUUAAAG